Rhopalosiphum maidis (corn leaf aphid) is the source of this 1995-nucleotide messenger RNA. It is a transcript of the gene Vps60, whose product is annotated as charged multivesicular body protein 5. The record is from RefSeq and is a predicted model, not a curated record. The transcript has 4 exons. Gene Ontology annotation, cellular component: multivesicular body. Gene Ontology annotation, biological process: late endosome to vacuole transport via multivesicular body sorting pathway; vesicle budding from membrane. NCBI's taxonomy places the organism in Eukaryota, Metazoa, Arthropoda, Insecta, Hemiptera, Aphididae. Bases 290 to 952 code for a protein of 220 amino acids.
UUCUAGCGAUACAUUCAGAAUAUCCAGAAUUUCAGAUAAUAUGAGUCAUGAACUCAUGAACCAUCCCAAUAUCACAACUAAUUGAAUUCACAUCAUAAACUAAAAAUUUAAUUCUCAUUGUUUAUUAAAUUUAGUAUUUUGUUAUGUUUGCAUACUUAUUUUUUACUGUUAUUAGUAUCUAAUGUUAUUGGGUAGUUCCUGGUACCUGCAGUAGUAUUCGUUUUUAAAUCGAGCUUAUUAGCUAAUUACUAAUAUUUGUAUAGUUUAAAAGGUAUUUCCAUCAAGCAAAAUGAACCGUAUAUUCGGGAAAUCGAAAGAAAAGGCGCCUCCUCCAGAUAUGACUGCCGUCAUAAAAGGGGUAGACGAUCGUGCUGAAUCGGUUGAACAAAAAAUCAAUAGACUUGACAGGGAGUUAAAAAAACUGAAAGAUCAAAUGGCCAAAAUGAGAGAAGGCCCAGCUAAAAAUUCAUUGAAACAAAAAGCAUUAAGAGUCUUGAAACAAAGGAAACAAUAUGAAAGUCAGGCUGAAAACUUAAGAAAUCAAUCUUUCAAUAUGGAACAAGCUUCUUAUGCAGUUCAGUCAUUGAAAGAUACCCAAUCAACAGUAGUUGCGAUGAAAACCGGCAUGAAACAAAUGAAAAAAGAAUUUAAGAACAUUAAUAUAGAUGAUAUUGAGGAUCUUCAGGAUGAAAUGGCUGAUAUGCUAGAUCAAUCAAAUGAAGUGCAAGAAGCAUUAGGACGGACGUAUGGAGUACCAGAUAUUGAUGAAGAUGAACUAAAUGCAGAGCUUGAAGCAAUUGGUGAUGAAUUAGCUUUAGAUGAUGAUACUUCUUAUUUAGAUCAAGUGAAUGUCCCAGACAAAGAACCUGGACAAAAAGACAAAGAACCUAGUAAACCUGGUGAAAUUUCUGUAGAUGAAUUUGGUUUACCAAAAAUACCAGCACAAAUUUAAAAGAGAAAAUGAAAAUUAUAUUAAUUUUAAUUUUACCAUUAUUUUUUUAAGAAUUAAAUAAGUAUUAAAUUACCAUCUACUAUAUUAUAUUAUAUAUUAAUUAAAUAUGUUAUUACAAAUUAAAAAUAAUUGUUUAAGGAAAGUUUUUCUUCAUAGGUACAUAAUUUUUUAUUUAUAAAUAAAAAUGUAUUUGAUUUUUUUAAUACCAUUUACAGUAAUCUUAAGAUUAGUAAUGAGAUAAAAUUGAAUUCAAAAUUAAAAGCUCAAUUCAUGGUUUGUUUCAAUAAUAGUUACUAAAAUUUUAAAAUAUCAUCAUUAAUUUUCUUUAGAUGUUGUAUAACUAAUAUUGAAGUUUUAAUUAAUUUUAAAAUCAAAUAUAUUUUUGUACAAGUUCAUUUUAAUAAAAACUGAUUUUAUACUAUCAAUUACACAUAACUAGUCUUAAGAGUAACAUAUUCAUUAUUCAUAAAUCAUAAGCUUAUGAAUUUCAGUGUUUAUUUUUUCUCUAGAUUGGCAUAAAAUAAUAUAAAAUUUCUCAUUACAAUUAAGUAAAAAAAAUUGUCUAUAGUUAAAUAAUGUGAAAUGCUUAAAAUACAAUUUUGAAUUUUUUCAACAAUUAUGCAAAAUCUAAACUAAGUCUGAUUAUAAUUUUUUAUUUAUUGAUUGAUACUUUCCUGGACAUGUAAAUUGUGAAAUUUUAUAUAAUAUACCUAAUUGAUAAAUAUAAUUAUAUUUUAAAUUUCAACCAACUGUAAUAAUAGUUUAAUUAAUAUUAUAUACAACUCUACAAGUACUUAAGAGGACACCAUUCCCACGUGUGUUAUUUUUGUUUUAUAUACAUACAACUCAGCAAAUUUGCAUUCAGUAGAACAUAUUAAUUUGUUUGCUUCAAUAUUAAAAGAUAAUACGUAAAUUCUCUCUGAAGUAAUAUUUCGUAUGUUAUAUGUAUGUAAAACUGAGACAACAUACGCAGGUAUGAUGUUCCGUUUAUUUACAUAUUAUGCAAGUAAAUGAUAAAAAAUAAAAAUAAAUUCUAUCACAAA